This is a messenger RNA of Xiphophorus couchianus (Monterrey platyfish), 2294 nucleotides long. RefSeq names its product FEZ family zinc finger 2 (gene fezf2). Lineage: Eukaryota; Metazoa; Chordata; Actinopteri; Cyprinodontiformes; Poeciliidae. Gene Ontology annotation, molecular function: DNA-binding transcription factor activity, RNA polymerase II-specific. Gene Ontology annotation, cellular component: nucleus. Gene Ontology annotation, biological process: regulation of transcription by RNA polymerase II. The coding region runs from base 591 to 1871 and encodes 426 amino acids. The record is from RefSeq and is a predicted model, not a curated record. The transcript is spliced from 4 exons.
AUUUGGUGGCGCGCAGGUUGGUGAGGGGCGUUUCCUGCUGGAGGCUGAGCUGCUGCCCGCUGAUGUCAGGAUCGGCGCUGAGGAGGGGGGCGGGGCCCCGCCAGCGUGCGGCUCUCCAGUCAUCUGAGCAUUAAAGAGGUAACCUCUAACUCACACUUAACUCCGCGCUCCUGCAUCCUCCUGGAGCUCCCGCAUUUCUUCUUCUUCUUCUUCUUUCUUCAGAUUCUGCUGUCCUCCCUCUGUUUUUUUUUUUUGUUUGUUUGUUUUUUUUCGUUUUUCUUUUGGUUCUUGACUCGAAAAUGUCCCGUUAAUUUUCACGCGCAAAAGUUAACGAGGAUUAACCAAUCACCCCCUGGACGCCGCAGUUUGCAUGGGGGGUUUGGGGAAGCCGUCGGGGAGGGGGGGGGAGGAGGACAGUCUGACAGCGAGGUGCGCAUCAAACUGAUGCUUCCUGUAUCUGCUGCUGCUGCUGCUGCUGCUGCUGGGGACCCAGAGGAGUGACAAAACAGGAACGCUCGGACUUUCCAACAAGUUCUGCUGCGAACGGCAAGACUUUUUUUUUCUUUUCUUUCUUUUUUUUUUUUUUUCAAAUGGCAAGUUCUGCCUCUCUGGAGACAGUGAUGUCCUGCGGUAAGACCGGGCCCUCCGGGGCUCCGAAGAGCCUGGCUUUCUCCAUCGACCGGAUCAUGUCCAAGAGCUCGGAGCCGAGAGGCGGCGCGGAGGAGCGCUCGGAGGGGAAGAAGUUGCUCGGCCUCUGCUCCCCCAUCCCCUGCAUGAUCCCGCUGCAGCCGUUCAGCUACGACCUGCAGGCCAAGGCGCUGAUGAACUACUCGGAGCUCUGGAGAGCCAGCCUUAGGGGAACGUUCUGUGGAUCGGCGGCCGCGCCGUGCAAAGGGAACUGCGGCGUGUGCGCCAGAGCGGAGUCCACGUUGAAGCAGCCGGUGCCGCCCACCGGCAGCAGGGUGGUGAAGCCGCAGGUCAUCCACCAAGCCGUGGCCGUGCCCAGCGUGGGCUCGCUCUACUACCUGAAUUACCUUGACUCUGCGUACCAGCAGUCAGAGCUCCUGGCCGGACACUGGCUCUCCACCCCCCAGGUCCAGGCGUCCCUGUCGGCGCACCACAGACUCCUGCUGCUGGAGAACGCCAAGCUAGCCGGCGCCGGCUCCGAGAAGCUCCCCACUCCCCAGUACCCACACAAGGAGCAUCUGCCGGGCCAGCUGGACCAGAUAGUGAAGGAGAACCACGCUCUGGUUGGCGAGAAGAACGGCGUCAAGACGCACGGCAAGCUCAGCUCCGGCGGCUGCGGCGCGGAAGGCAAGCACAAAAACUUCACGUGUGAAGUUUGUGGGAAGGUUUUUAACGCGCAUUAUAACCUGACCAGACACAUGCCGGUGCACACCGGGGCCCGGCCGUUUGUGUGCAAAGUGUGCGGCAAAGGCUUCCGACAGGCCAGCACGCUCUGCAGGCACAAGAUCAUCCACACUCAGGAGAAGCCGCACAAAUGCAACCAGUGCGGCAAGGCGUUCAACAGGAGCUCCACGCUCAACACGCACGUGCGCAUCCACGCCGGAUACAAGCCGUUUGUGUGCGAGUUCUGCGGGAAAGGUUUCCACCAGAAAGGGAACUACAAGAACCACAAGUUGACGCACAGCGGGGAGAAGCAGUACAAGUGCUCCAUCUGCAACAAGGCCUUCCACCAGAUCUACAACCUGACGUUUCACAUGCACACGCACAACGACAAGAAGCCGUUCACCUGCGCCACCUGCGGCAAAGGCUUCUGCCGCAACUUUGACUUGAAGAAGCACAUCAGGAAGCUCCACGAGAGCGGCUUCGCUGCGGUCUCGGAGGCCCUGAGGGAGCCGCAGAGCUGAGACCUGCUGAGAGGACAGGGCGGGCUCCGGGUCACCAUGACUGGUGUUCUUGGAAUAAGAGAAAAUAAAAAUAAAUACAUUUAAAAAAAACAAAAAAAAAUCCCGGCCUGAGGUGAGAAAGCCCCUCUGAGACUGGACUCAAAUGGGUGUGGCGAGUCUUAGGGGCCCGUGCGCUAACACAGGGGGGGAUGAGCCGACCAGAACCCGAGAAGAGCGAGCUGAAAGGAGCUGAAAGGAACAUUCUGAUUUCUUUUCUUUGUCAUCUAGCAUUCCUCCUCAUAGAUGUGGAACACACGGCGCCGAACCACCCGACCGAUGAACACAGCAGGUCAAAAAACGUCGCUAUUUAAAUAUGAGUCGCCGUGUCAUGUAUUUUACUGGAAAGUGUUAAUGUGAAUAAAUAACUUAUAACUUAUAAUGAAA